AUGACUAUAUGCUCUCUAUGUCUCCCAGCCUUGGUGGUCCCAACACCGCUACCGACACUACAAAGGUCUGGCGUUGGCUCCCUCCAUCCUUGUGCUAUACCAUUUGUUCGCAUCCACGGCGAUGACGAUGAUGCACCCGCUAUUGACCAAGUUGGGUUACUCCAUCAUUCCAGCCUUGAUUCACUCUCCCUUUCAGCAGAGAACUGCCCGCUUUGCAGAGUCAUCUUGCAAAAGAUUGAAAAGUUCAUCCAAGAUUUUAAACAGAUGGAGCAGAGUGCCUACGAUAGAGCCUGGUGGAUUGAUCACCUAGGCCAUGCUCUUCCGACUAAGUGGACCCUCAGGUUGGUCCAACGUGUUGAUGGGGCGGAUGGCUUCGUGGUCGUUGCAAGUAGCAAGAACGAGAAGUACCUCUACAUGAUUGACGUUUUUGGGUUCUGCGUCGAAUCAGAAGAGUCAAUGUAUUCGAUUUCGAAUUUAUCGGACCGCAGAACAUCGGUUACUGGACGAGUUCGCGGGGCUCGAGUUGAUCCCAAUGCUGGGUCUGGGAGAACCCUGGACGUGGUUGCUGGCUGGAUACACAACUGUGCGUCUAGCCACGACGGCUGUCGCCCCCCUCAAAAUUCACCUCCCUCCCGACUUCUUGAUCUGGACGCAUUUGAUGAUCCAAGCAAAAUACGUCUGUGGGAGACGAAAGGCACGACGAGAUCCGAUUCCUAUGUGACCCUUAGUCACUGUUGGGGAGUUGACACCUCACAUCGUGGGAAAACUACACAUGCAACACUCCCUAGUCACCUGAACACUAUCUUCGUACGGGAACUCCCUCAGACUUUCCAAGAUGCAAUCAACGUCACACGCCAUCUUGGCAUACGCUUCCUCUGGAUCGAUUCCCUCUGCAUUUGCCAAGACGAUCCUGAUGACUGGGCCAGAGAGGCUGCUGCUAUGCAGCGAGUCUAUGCCGGAGCAUUCUUAACCAUCUCCGCGGACGGCGCGCCAGGGUCUGUUCAUGGGUUCCUCCAAAGGGGGGCACGAAGGCAUGUGCCCAUAACGUUGAAAGUUACUCCUGACAACACCGGCUCAGCCACUGUAACAACACCGAAAGAAACCAACGUACCAGCGUAUGUCUUUGAGACCCCCGCCUGGAAAACAUUCAAGAAGCGAGUUUUACUCGCGUUGAUGGGUCAGCCUCUAUCAUCCCGGGCCUGGGCUAUGCAAGAACGCCUCCUUUCCCAUCGCGUGUUGCAUUUUACGAGUGAGCAACUCUUUUUUGAAUGCAACUGCCACUUUCUAUCUGAAGAUGGCAUCGCAAUUUUGGGCCGUUGGAAUUCUUUAGAUCCGGGGUAUGAUAAAACAUUAGAUAUAUCUCACCUAUCCAGGGUUCCCGCCAUUCACCAUAUGUGGGGCUUGAUAUUGGAGGAGUUUACUACACGACAACUCACGGUCAAGACCGAUUGGUUCCCAGCUCUUUCAGGGUUAGCGGCUGAAAUCAAGAGCAAGUUGAGCGCUGAUGCGGCGUGGAACAGGGCACUGGAUAACCCUCAGGAUGUCGAAUACGUCGCAGGCCUGUGGAGCGACACAUUGGUCAAAGGGUUGGGCUGGGCAGCUUUUAAUCGAAUGCAAGAAGGCAUCGCUUUUCCAGAUGAGCGACCUCUGCCAGGAGACAAAGGAUACAUUGCUCCAACGUGGAGCCCGGCUUCAUUCGACAGGCGUUCAGUUCACAACACCGCUGGCGACUGGACUGACAUUGCAGUUGUUACUGGCUACAGCGUGACACCCAAGACUGUUCAAAACCCACUUGGCGAAGUGGUGGAUGGUUGGAUCAGCCUGCAAGCUCCCUUGGUGAGAUUGGAGCAAUGUGAGCCGCCAGACACUUAUGAGGAUGUCCGGAGUGGCUGGACGCAGUUUAUCAGGCUACGCACGCCCCAUAGUGACCGACAUGGGUCCGCUGUGGAUUUCGAUGGGCUUGGACGCCACACCGCUGAGACACGCUCCUGGGUUGAGGAGAAUGAGAUAUUUGCAUUAUUUCUAUCCGAGUCCAGGUGUAAAGAUGAUAGAUCUUACAGGGCGCUGGUAGUCACGCCUGUCAGCCCAGAGAAACGAGUAAGGGCUGAGCGGAAGGAGUUUCGUAGGAUCGGAUGCAUUUAUUUCGAUUCAGAUGAUGUGGAUAACAAAGAGAUAAUUCAUGAUCUGCAGAGGGUUGAAGAGAUAGUCUUAGUCUAG
This is a messenger RNA of Fusarium vanettenii 77-13-4, 2217 nucleotides long. RefSeq lists its product as uncharacterized. The record is from RefSeq and is a predicted model, not a curated record. The transcript has a single exon. NCBI's taxonomy places the organism in Eukaryota, Fungi, Ascomycota, Sordariomycetes, Hypocreales, Nectriaceae. Bases 1 to 2217 code for a protein of 738 amino acids.